Messenger RNA from Pecten maximus, 457 nucleotides. RefSeq names its product tyrosine-protein kinase CSK-like. Gene Ontology annotation, biological process: multicellular organism development; positive regulation of kinase activity; cell surface receptor protein tyrosine kinase signaling pathway. The transcript is spliced from 3 exons. The record is from RefSeq and is a predicted model, not a curated record. Gene Ontology annotation, cellular component: signaling receptor complex. Gene Ontology annotation, molecular function: transmembrane receptor protein tyrosine kinase activity. Bases 51 to 356 code for a protein of 101 amino acids. NCBI's taxonomy places the organism in Eukaryota, Metazoa, Mollusca, Bivalvia, Pectinida, Pectinidae.
GUAUACUGUUAUGGGAAAUAUUUUCCUUUGGACAUGACCCUUAUCCUGGGAUGAAGUGUGAAGAGAUGAUGGCGAAGGUCAAUGUUGGUAACAGGAUGGAAGCUCCUCCACGAUGUCCUAAGGCCAUUUAUGACGUAAUGAUGCUCUGCUGGCAACACGACCCUAAAUCAAGACCAUCCUUUCAAAGACUGUGUGAAUAUAUACAGAAGAUAAGAAAGAAUGAGUACAUCAGUAUCGGUAGCUGUGCCAAUAUAAGUGAUGAUGAAAACGACAGGGAGAAUAGCGACGACUACGACAACAAACAUCCUAUCUGGAAAUGUAAUGGGAACUAUGCUAUAGAAGAAGAUUCGGUGUAAUUUAUGAAGUGGGAGACAACGAAUGAACGUUUAAUUGAACAUCGGGUGUUGAGAGAAUAUAAGGAUUUUAGUACAACAUGCGGGUGUCAAGAGCAUGUGGA